AGAGUUUCCGCUUUCGCUCUUUUCCGACGGUGACGACCUCCCCAUGAGAACAUGCCUCUCGCAAAGGAUCUCCUUCAUCCCUCUCCAGAAGAGGAGAAGAGGAAACACAAGAAGAAGCGCCUGGUGCAGAGCCCCAAUUCCUAUUUCAUGGAUGUGAAAUGCCCAGGAUGCUAUAAAAUCACCACCGUCUUUAGCCAUGCACAAACAGUAGUUUUGUGUGUUGGCUGCUCUACCGUCCUCUGCCAGCCUACAGGAGGAAAAGCAAGGCUUACAGAAGGGUGCUCUUUCAGACGGAAGCAGCACUAAAAGCCCCUGGAAUCAAGAUGAAUGGGAAACCAUCCGAAUAAACACAUUUUGGAUA
Messenger RNA from Lagenorhynchus albirostris (white-beaked dolphin), 361 nucleotides. RefSeq names its product ribosomal protein S27 (gene RPS27). The coding region runs from base 52 to 306 and encodes 84 amino acids. Gene Ontology annotation, cellular component: ribosome; cytosolic small ribosomal subunit. Gene Ontology annotation, biological process: translation; ribosomal small subunit assembly. Gene Ontology annotation, molecular function: structural constituent of ribosome; RNA binding. The record is from RefSeq and is a predicted model, not a curated record. The transcript is spliced from 4 exons. NCBI's taxonomy places the organism in Eukaryota, Metazoa, Chordata, Mammalia, Artiodactyla, Delphinidae.